AUGGCAACCCCUAACCACACUGGUGCCAGCCACUCACUUUUCAUUCUGCGGGGCAUCCCUGGCCUGGAAGACCAGCACAUAUGGAUUUCUCUUCCCUUCUUUAUUUCCUACCUGGUUGCUGUCCUUGGGAAUAGCCUCCUUGUCUUCAUCAUCAUUACUGAACGCAGCCUCCAUGAACCCAUGUACUUCUUUCUCUGCAUGCUAGCUGUGGCUGACCUCAUCCUGUCCACUACCACUGUGCCCAAAGCCCUGGCCAUAUUCUGGUUUCAUGCUGGGGAGAUCUCCCUUGAUGGCUGCGUCACUCAAAUCUUCUUCAUCCAUGCCACCUUCAUUGCUGAAUCAGGGAUUCUGUUGGCCAUGGCAUUUGACCGCUAUGUGGCCAUCUGUGACCCACUGCGAUAUACUACACUGCUCAGUCAUGCAGUAAUCAUAAAGGUUGGUCUGGCUGUGGUCCUGAGAAGCUUCUCUGUGAUACUCCCAGAUGUGUUCCUGGUGAAGAGACUGCCUUUCUGCCAUAGCAAUGUGUUACCACAUACCUACUGUGAGCACAUGGCUGUUGCCAAGUUUGCUUGUGCUGAUAUUCGUGUCAAUGUCUGGUAUGGCUUGUCUGUUCUUCUCUCUACUGUAAUGCCAGAUGCCUUGCUCAUCUUGGUUUCGUAUACCCUCAUCCUCAAUGCAGUCUUCCACCUCCCUUCCCGAGGAGCUCGGCAAAAGGCUCUAGGCACAUGUGGCUCCCACCUUGGGGUCAUUUCCAUGUUCUAUUUGCCUGGCAUUUUUACUGUAAUUACCCAGCGGUUUGGGCAUCAUGUUCCCCUCCAUACUCACAUUCUGCUGGCCAAUAUCUGCACAUUAGCCCCUCCCAUGCUGAACCCUAUCAUUUAUGGGGUCAAGACCAGGCAGAUUCGAGAGUGUGUGGUCAGUACUCUGUCUUCACAGUAG
Messenger RNA from Leopardus geoffroyi (Geoffroy's cat), 939 nucleotides. Its product is annotated as olfactory receptor 52B4-like. Gene Ontology annotation, cellular component: membrane. The record is from RefSeq and is a predicted model, not a curated record. NCBI's taxonomy places the organism in Eukaryota, Metazoa, Chordata, Mammalia, Carnivora, Felidae. The coding region runs from base 1 to 939 and encodes 312 amino acids. Gene Ontology annotation, molecular function: G protein-coupled receptor activity; olfactory receptor activity. The transcript has a single exon. Gene Ontology annotation, biological process: G protein-coupled receptor signaling pathway.